Molecule: messenger RNA, 10612 nt
Organism: Lotus japonicus
Lineage: Eukaryota; Viridiplantae; Streptophyta; Magnoliopsida; Fabales; Fabaceae
Product: chromatin structure-remodeling complex protein SYD-like
Exons: 39
Coding region: 150-10325 (3391 amino acids)
Biological process (GO): negative regulation of transcription by RNA polymerase II; chromatin remodeling
Cellular component (GO): nucleus; chromatin
Molecular function (GO): histone binding; ATP binding; DNA binding
Source: RefSeq, a predicted model, not a curated record
UUGGGGUUGCUUCUCUCUUUCACUGGUAUGUUCUGCAGAAACGAAGGUUGAACGAGACGAGCUACCAUUAACACGAGAUUCUGAUGCUUCUCUCUCUCUCUACUGUGUAGCUCAAAGCUAACCUAACCUUGGUAACCAGUUCUAAUGAGAUGGUGUCCUCGAACAAUGUUGAGUUGGAGGCGGCGAAUUUUCUGCAUAAACUUAUUCAGGAUUCUAAAGAUGAGCCAGCCAAGUUGGCUACUAAACUCCACGUGAUACUACAACAUAUGAAAUCAAGUGGGAAGGAAAAUUCAAUGCCAUAUCAAGUGAUAUCAAGGGCAAUGGAGACUGUCAUCAGCCAACAUGGUCUUGAUAUUGAAGCAUUGAAGCCAUCGCGUCUUCCUUUGACUGGUGGUCCUCUAAUCGGAUCUUCUUCGUCACAAGCAGUUGGUAGUGCAAAGGACUCUAGAGUUGGCUUGGCUGAAAAUGAAGCAUCCAAAAUGGAUCCCUUUACUUCUGGCCGUCCACCAAUUGCCCCAACUGGUGGAGCUCCUGAUUAUUAUCAAGGAUCUGUGGCUCAGAAGAGUAGUCAAUCUUUUGAUCAAGAAAGUCCAUCUAGUUUGGAUUCUAGGUCUGCUAACUCGCAGUCACAGGACAGACGUGAUACUGCCAAUUGGGACAAACAGCAGGUGAAUCAAAAGGAUGGUAAGAAAGCCACUGCGAAGAGAAAGAGGGGAGGUACAUCAUCACCUGUGGAACUGCAUGCUGACAGUUCUUCUCCUGGCAAUACUGGUGUUAAUGCAAGGAGAGGGAGAAAGACCAAGGCUGAACCAUCAGAUGGUCUUUCAGCUAAAAGUGAUGAAUUGACUAACUUUAACCUGGUUUCAACUAGUAGUCAAGUGCAGAAUAUUUCAACGUUUUCUGGUAACAUGAGAAAAAUGCCCAGGGCAAACCAAGAAGGCCAUCAUUUAUUGGCAAAACAAAUUGAUUUGACAAAGAUUGGCAACCCAAUGGUGCGAGCUCCAAAUUCAAAGUAUCCAGAAGAUACGGAAGUUUCCUCUGCACAUAUUGCUCCAGGGAAGCAGCAAGGUGCUUAUGCUAAGUUUCAUGGAGGGAUGGCAGUUCCUGCUGGUGUCUCUCCAAUGGCUGAACCAGUUUUCUCAAAUUCAAGUUCAACCACUUUAGCUGAUGGACACAAAAUAGCUCAGAUUGCAAAGCAAAAUAGUGGGUCAGAAAUGACUAUGCUUAGACAAGGUGCUCCUUCAAGAGAUACUGGAAAAUCCACUUAUCCUGCUCCACCUGGAUCAUCUGUAAAGCCUUUCAACGAACAACAGUUAAAGCAGCUUAGAGCUCAAUGCCUUGUUUUUCUCGCAAUUAGAAAUGGUUUAGCACCAAAGAAACUGCAUCUUGAAAUUGCACUCGGAGCCACCUUUUCUAGAGAAGAUAGUUCUCGUAAAGACCUAAUUGACCACAAAGGAAAAUCUCAAUCUUUUAAUGAACCGGUUAAUACAUCAGGGGUUAUGAUGCCAUUUGGAGGUCUGAGCAAUGUGAGACAGACUGAUAAAAACCCUUUUGGGUCAUCUUCUGCUGGAAAGUUUCUGGAGGCUGACUCUUUGUCAACGGGAACUGAGAGCCCAAGAAUGUUAGAAGACACAGGCAACCUAAAUUCAGACAUCCACAUGAAUUCACAAGAAAGGAAGCAUCUCCUAGCCACAAAAAUAGGAGAGCUCGAAAGAGUUCAAGAAAGAGUGGUCGCUUCUUCAGCAAUUUCAUGUCAGCAGCAAGAUUCUUUAAGUACAAGGGGUACUGUGGCUGGUAAUAAUCAUUUGGAUGAAGUUGGCAAUGCUAAUAUGCAGGUUGGAAGGUCUAAUCAACCUUCUAUUGUUGGCUCCAAUAGCUGGACUGGAUUUACUGGUCAUAAUGAAGCUUCGAAGGGACCUCCUCAGAUCCCUACUAUUCAACAUGAGUUGCCUACAGAAAGAAGAGAGAAUAUUCCUAGUCCGUUUCAAAAUGUUGGUAACAGUUGUGGUUCCCUCAAUCACAAUUCUGUUAAUCACUUGGCUUCUUAUUCUUUGAAAGAGCACUGGAAACUUGUUCCAGAGACAGAUCGUGAUCCUCAUGGAGCAACUGUGAUGAAGGAUGGAAAUGCAAUGACAAAAAAUGUUUCUUCAGAUCAAGAAGGGAAUGAGAUAUUGGUAUCGUCUGAUUUGUCGUCUUCUAAAAAAUAUACGAUGUCAGAAAGAUGGAUUAUGGAUCAGCAGAGAAAGAGGCUUCUUGUUGAGCAAAAUUGGGUACAAAAACAUCAGAAAACAAAGGAAAGAAUGACGGCAUGCUUUCACAAGUUAAAGGAAAAUGUGAGCUCAUCUGAAGACAUUUCUGCCAAAACCAAAAGUGUUAUAGAGUUGAAAAAACUUCAACUAUUGGAGCUCCAACGUCGUCUCCGGAGUGAUUUUUUGAAUGAUUUUUUCAAACCAAUUACAACUGAAAUGGAACAUUUGAAAUCAAUUAAGAAACAUAGGCAUGGUAGGAGGGUCAAACAACUUGAAAGGUAUGAGCAGAAAAUGAAGGAAGAGCGUCAGAAGCGGAUUCGUGAGAGACAGAAGGAGUUUUUCAGUGAGAUAGAAGUACACAAGGAAAAACUUGAUGAUGUAUUCAAAAUCAAGAAGGAACGGUGGAAGGGUUUCAACAGAUAUGUGAAGGAGUUCCAUAAAAGAAAAGAACGUAUUCAUCGCGAGAAAGUUGAUAGAAUCCAGCGAGAGAAGAUUAAUUUGCUAAAAAUAAACGAUGUGGAGGGCUAUCUUCGAAUGGUGCAGGAUGCAAAAUCAGAUCGUGUAAAACAACUUCUAAAAGAGACUGAAAAGUAUCUUCAAAAGCUUGGGUCCAAGCUACAAGCAGCGAAGGCUGCAGCAGGACGUUUUGGGCAUGAUAUUGAUGAAACAGGAAGUCGUAGUUUUCUUGACAAUAGUGAAACUACUUUGGAAAAUGAGGAUGAGGCUGAUCAGGCAAAGCAUUAUAUGGAAAGCAAUGAAAAAUAUUAUCUGAUGGCCCACAGUAUAAAGGAGAGCGUUGCAGAGCAGCCGUCUUGUUUGCUGGGCGGGAAAUUAAGGGAAUAUCAAAUGAAUGGCCUGAGGUGGCUGGUUUCCCUAUACAACAAUCACUUGAAUGGAAUCCUUGCUGAUGAAAUGGGACUUGGUAAAACAGUCCAGGUUAUUUCUCUGAUUUGCUACCUGAUGGAAACAAAAAAUGAUAGAGGACCAUUUCUUGUUGUCGUGCCCUCUUCAGUUCUACCUGGUUGGGACUCGGAAAUAAACUUUUGGGCUCCUGGUAUUCAUAAAAUUGUCUAUUCUGGACCGCCAGAGGAGAGGCGUCGUUUAUUCAAGGAAAGGAUUGUUCAUCAGAAAUUCAACGUUCUUUUGACCACAUAUGAAUAUCUGAUGAACAAGCACGAUAGACCAAAGCUGAGCAAAAUACAUUGGCACUACAUAAUAAUUGAUGAAGGCCACCGCAUAAAGAAUGCGUCUUGCAAGUUGAAUGCUGACUUGAAAUACUAUCAGAGCUCUCACAGAUUGCUGUUAACUGGAACACCAUUGCAGAACAAUCUUGAAGAACUAUGGGCACUACUUAACUUCUUGUUACCGAACAUAUUCAAUUCAUCGGAGGACUUCUCUCAAUGGUUUAACAAGCCAUUUCAGAGUGCUGGAGAUAGCUCGGCUGAUGAAGCUUUACUGUCUGAGGAGGAGAAUCUCUUGAUCAUAAAUCGUCUGCACCAAGUUUUGAGACCAUUUGUACUCCGGAGGCUGAAACACAAGGUUGAGAAUGAGCUGCCUGAGAAGAUUGAGAGACUUGUAAGAUGUGAGGCUUCUUCAUAUCAAAAACUUUUGAUGAAGAGAGUGGAAGAAAAUCUUGGUUCUAUUGGCCCUUCAAAGGCUCGAUCAGUACACAACUCUGUCAUGGAGCUUCGUAAUAUCUGUAAUCAUCCAUAUCUCAGCCAGCUUCAUGUAGAAGAGGUGGAGAGCUUUAUACCUAAGCAUUAUCUGCCGCCAAUUAUUAGACUUUGUGGGAAGCUUGAGAUGUUGGAUCGUAUAUUACCUAAAUUGAAAGCAACAGAUCAUCGGAUUCUAUUCUUUUCAACGAUGACUAGGCUUCUGGAUGUUAUGGAGGAAUACUUAACCUUAAAACAAUAUCGUUACCUCCGGUUGGAUGGGCAUACAUCAGGAAAUGAUCGUGGUGGUCUUAUUGAUCAAUUUAACCGACCGGAUUCUCCAUAUUUUAUUUUCUUACUCAGCAUUCGAGCUGGUGGUGUUGGAGUGAAUCUUCAAGCUGCUGACACAGUGAUCUUAUUUGACACUGACUGGAAUCCACAGGUAGAUUUGCAAGCCCAGGCCAGGGCUCAUAGAAUUGGUCAAAAGAGGGAUGUUCUUGUUCUUCGCUUCGAAACAGUUCAAACUGUGGAAGAACAAGUCAGAGCUUCAGCUGAGCACAAACUUGGCGUUGCCAAUCAGAGCAUUACUGCUGGAUUUUUUGACAAUAAUACAAGUGCUGAAGAUCGAAGAGAAUACUUGGAGUCCCUUCUGCGUGAGUGUAAGAAAGAAGAAGCUGCACCUGUUUUAGACGAUGAUGCUUUAAAUGAUAUCUUAGCCCGCAGUGAAGCGGAAAUUGAUGUGUUUGAGGCAAUUGACAAAAAAAGGAAGGAAGAUGAGCUUGUAACAUGGAAAAAAUUGGUGCCUGAACAGGCAACUGAUGCAUCUGAUCUUAUUCCUCCUCUUCCUUCUCGUCUUGUUACUGAUGAAGACCUGAAACAGUUCUGUGAGGCAAUGAAGAUAUCUGAUGUGCCUAACGUUGGGGUAGAAUCCAAUGGAGUAAAGCGAAAGAGUGGAUCUGUUGGGGGCCCUGAUACUCAACAUUAUGGCAGGGGAAAACGUGCAAGAGAGGUACGUUCCUAUGAAGAGCAAUGGACAGAAGAAGAGUUUGACAAAAUGUGUCAGAGUGAAUCUACAGAUUCACCCAAAGUAAAAGAAGUGGUGGCAGAGAUGGGCUCUGCAGCUAAUGCUUCUAGUUCAGUUGUAUCUACUACUAACUCUCUACCUGUAGCCAUGCCUCUACUGGCCCCAAUAUUGCCACCUGUGGAGAGUUUGCCAGUACAGAAAGCGAAAGAGAUAACCCCACCAGCCAAACGUGGCCGUGGAAGACCAAAAAGAAUAACUUCAGAUAGGUCACCAGCUGCGAUGAUCCCUCCAGCAACUUCUGGAUCUGUUGAAGUGCAUAUGCAGUUACUUAAAGGAAAUGGGUCUCGAGGGUUAACAUCAUCAACUCCUGAUUCUGCUGAACCUAUGGGUGUGAGUGGACCUAUACAACCAUCUGAUUCAGGAGCUCCUACUAACACACAGGCUACCACUCCUAUGACUACAAGUCCACCUAAUUCUCAGUAUGCUGCUGCUACUACUAUAUCUGUACCUAUUCAAGCAAGAGGACAAGGGCAGAAAAUUCAAAGUGGUGGAGAAGGGUCAAGGCGUAGAGGGAAGAAGCAGGUCAUGAUUUCACCUCCUAUCCCUGGUGGUUCUGUUGGUCCUGAUAUCAAGGUCGGUGAGCAAUUGGAAGAUAAGUUAGCAAGUCCAUCUAAAAGUCAGGCUAUCUCCCAGUGUGAAAUUGUCUCUAGCAUUUCUGCAGUAAACAGUCCAACUACCAUUACAAGUUCUGCUUCUUUGAACUGUGGAAAGGAUAACUUGGGUGUUGGGAGUGAUUUGAAUCCUCCGCUACCCCUUCCUUUGCCCUGUACUGCUACUGCUACCUUGGCUCAAACUUCCCCCACAUAUCCAUCCAUACAGAUGCAAAGUAAAAGGCAAAAUAGGAAAUCACAAAUUGGAGCUGGCACUCCACGACGUCGGGGAAAGAAACAAGAAACAUUAUCACCUGUUCCAGAUGCUUUAGGUCAUCAGUGCUUGAAUCAGACUUCUAAUUUACUUAUUUCAUCAGGCAGCAUAUCAGGUGAUAAAACCACUGAAUUGAAAAGCUUGCAAGAGAACAAUGCUCAAGAACCAAAAUGUGUUUUCCAGGAUCAAGCAUUGCAGAGCCAAGGUGAUCAGGAUUUAAAAUCAAUGGAGGGGUCAGAUGAUUUAGCUAAGCAGACGAUGAUAUUGUCUUCAUGUAAAGAUAGUACAAUCAAAUCUCCAGGGAACGAUUUAGAGAAGGUUAAUAAUCCUGAUGUUCGUGAUUCUUCUGUGAAUGUUAAAUCUUCUGAAAUUCCCUCGUCGAAGAUUGAAGUUUGCGAUAAUUCAGGAAAUGAAAAUUUAUCUGUUCCGACAUUGCCUAUCGCUGAGGUGACAACAGAUCAACAUUCAGAGGCAAAAGCUCAUGAAACUGUUGAAGCUUCAAAAACUGAUACUUCAAUUGUUGAUACUCCAACUAAUUCCUUGGCUGGUAGCACAACUAUAGAAAUCAUUAGUAAGCCAUUAGAUCAUGUGACUGCAAAGAUUGUCCCAGCUAUAUUGAACAAUGUUUAUCCUUCUACACCAGGCUCUGGAUCUACUCAUCCAAGUUUACAUGAAUCCUUAUCAUCCAAAAGGCAAGGUCGUAAAACUCAAAAUAGAGUGGAGCCACCACGGCGUAGGGGGAGAAAAUCGGCUUCAGUUUUACCUGUUGUUCCCGAUGCUCUUUCUGGUCAGGAUCUUAAACUAAGUCACCAUGCCCAUAAUUCAUCAGGGGAUGCAUUGGAAGGGAAAGCCACUACAAAUGUCACUCAAACUCAAGCGAUUGAGAUCCUUUUACCCAGUGGAGUAGCUAGUCAAGAUUCCAAACGAAAAGAGAGAGCCUCCAAUUCUACCCAAAAUAAGCAACAGAAAGCUGGAUCAACACGGGCUGACAGUGCAACUGUAUCCUCAGAUAAAAUUGCUGCUUUUGGCCGAAUUCAUAAUGUCAAUGAUGUUGCACGGGUAAUGAAGGAAGUUUUCUCUGGUACUUGUUUGCCAAAGCCUAAAGCACAUGAUUCUCUUGGGAGCGAAGAUAGGAACCCACCUAUUUUUCAUGUAGUGACUAAAGCUGCAGUGGAUGCUGGUAGUAACUGUAGUUUGGAGGAAAAAGCAUGUGCUGAUGGGAAUGUUGCAGUGGAUGGCCAUGAAAAGCAAUCUGAUAUGCAGAAUCUGAAGGGAAAAGCAAGUUUAGAUGCGUCCACUGCCUUUACGUCUGAUAAAAAAAUAACUCUUGAGAAUGAUACCUUGUCUAAUGUCAGAGAGCCUGAAACCAAAUGUAGUUUGGAGGAAAAAGCAUGUUCUGAUGGGAAUGUUGCAGUGGAUGGUCAUGAAAAGCAAUCAGAAUUAGCAUCUGAUAUGCAGAAUCUGAAGGGAAUAGCAAGUUUAGAUACAUCCACUGCCUUUACCUCUGAUAAAAAAUUAACUCUUGAGAAUGAUACCUUGUUGAAUGUCAGAGAGCCUGAAACUAAAUGUUAUGUUGAAGUGGAAGAAAAGACUGAACAGCCACAACAGUGUAUUAAAAACCCAACUACUCAGAGUAUAAUGGAGGUUCUUGAUACAACUCUUAAUGCUGCUCAAAUAUCUGAUGGGCAUCCGGAGAGACUUCCUACAGGUUGUGGCCCCACUAUAUAUUCAUCUGUGGUUUCUCCGAGUGCUAAACCUCUUGCGGUAACUGAUCAUAAUCUUGGAAAUCAAUCUGAGUCUUCAGAGAAGUGUUCCAUAUCUUCUCCUCUUGAUAUUGGUGGCACAGGAGGCGCAACAAAUCCAUUGGAACCAGAAAAUUUUAAUAAUAAUCCUGAGUUUAGUAAGGGUGAGGCCUGCAGACAGAGUAAUUCGUCCACAAAUGAACACCCUAAUAUCACAGAGCAUACUUCUAAUAAAAAAUUGGAGUCUUCUGAACCAUGUCAAAAAUCUUCACCACUUGCUUGUGGUGACAACACUGGGUUAUUGGCCCAGGCUGAAAAUUUGAGUGAUCAACCACAAGUGACCAUAUCUAAUCCUGCAGAACAUCAUCAUUUAAGGACAAUGAUAAUUUCUGAACAUACUGAAAUUAAUUCUAGAAAUGAAACUGAGUCUUCUUCGAAAGCUUCUGAUGAACUUUCUGUUGAUGAGGGAAUUGAUGGGUGUAAAACUUCUGCAUCAGCUGAUUGUGAUAGAGAUGAUAAAAGUAUAUUAUCACCAACUAUUGGCAAUUUGAAAGGUGAGUUUUUAGAGGCUGGCCAUAUGGAAAUGGACACAUCUAACAGUAACAUAAUGGAGAACGACAUGGCUAACAGUUCUGGAGUCCAGGAGGAACCAAAAGUUGAUGAUGUGGAAACUGAUGUUCAAAUGGAUUCAUCGACCAGUCAGAAUAUGCUUGUAAAUCGUGACGCUGUCCAAGAAAAUGUGGAUCUGCCCUCCUGUUUGAUGGAAAGUAAAGAAAAUAUUGAAGGCCCAUCCACAAGGACUGAAAAUACAGAGUUGGAAAUCAGUAAGAUGUCUUCAGAUUCCCCAAUAACUGUUAACCAUUCUGUGGAGAGCGAACUAUUGUCAGUAAAAGGAAAAUCAUCAGAAGUCGAAGUUUGUGAUCAAAUAGAUGCUCAUCAGGUUUUUAAGGAUGAUCUAGAAAGGCUUACUUCAAAAGAUAUGGAUGUGUCUUCUCUUUGCAGUCCCCUAGCUCAGGACAAACCAAGUGAUCCUCUGAUACUAGAAGAUAGUUGUAGGAACAAUCCCAAGGCUCCCAUUGUAAAUCCAUUACCAGAGCGGAAAUCAGAUUGUUCUGAAGCUGAGAUGGUUGAUCAAAUGAAAACAUCUGAUGGUGAAAAGGUUGAUCCAGGACUGACAUGUACAAACAAGGAACUGCCUUCUUCCUUGGUCACGGAGCAAGAAAAAGCUGAUGUAUCAAAUCCUUCGGAAACUGAGGGCCCCUCUGCAAAUCCAGUACUGCUGCAGGAAUCAGUUAAUUCUGAAACUGAAACGAGUGAUCACAAAGAGGUGGAAAACUUGUCUAAUAAUGAGGGUCCACAAGGAAUCUCUAAAGCACAGGAUGAAUCUGAAAUUGAGGAUCAGACAGAUCCAUUACCAGAUCGGAAAUCAGAAUGUUCUGAAGCUGAUAUGGUUGAUCAAAUGAAGACAUCUAAUGGCGAAAAGGUUGAUCCAGGGCUGACAUGUACAAACAACGAACUGCCUUCUUCCUUGGUCACGGAGCAAGAAAAAGCUGAAGUAUCAAAUCCUUCAGAAACUGAGGGUCCCUCUGCAAAUCCAUUACUGCUGCAGGAAUCAGUUAAUUCUGAAGCUGAAAUGAGUGAUCACAAAGAGGCGGAAAACUUCUCUAAUAAUGAGGGUCCACAAAAAAUCUCCAAAGCACAGGAUGAAUCUGAAAUUGAGGAUCGAACAGAUCUAUUACCAGAUUGGAAAUCAGAAUGUUCUGAAGCUGAUAUGGUUGAUCCAAUGAAGACAUCUAAUGGUGAAAAGGUUGAUCCAGGGCUGACAUGUACAAACAACGAACUGCUUUCUUCCUUGGUCACGGAGCAAGAAAAAGCUGAUGUAUCAAAUCCUUCGGAAACUGAGGCCCCCUCUGCAAAUCCAGUACUUCUGCAGGAAUCAGUUAAUUCUGAUGCUGAAAUGAGUGAUCACAAAGAGGUGGAAAACUUGUCUAAUAAUGAGGGUCCACAAAGAAUCUCUAAAGCACAGGAUGAAUCUGAAAUUGAGGAUCGGACAGAUCCAUUACCAGAUCGGAAAUCAGAAUGUUCUGAAGCUGAUAUGGUUGAUCAAAUGAAGACAUCUAAUGGUGAAAAUGUUGAUCCAGGGCUGACAUGUACAAACAACGAACUGCCUUCUUCCUUGGUGACGGAGCAAGAAAAAGCUGAUGUAUCAAAUCCUUCGGAAACUGAGGCCCCCUCUGCAAAUCCAGUACUUCUGCAGGAAUCAGUUAAUUCUGAUGCUGAAAUGAGUGAUCACAAAGAGGCGGAAAACUUGUCUAAUAAUGAGGGUCCACAAAAAAUCUCCAAAGCACAGGAUGAGUCUGAAAUUGAGGAUCGGACAGAUCCAUUACCAGAUCCGAAAUCAGAAUGUUCUGAAGCUGAUAUGGUUGAUCAAAUGAAGACAUCUAAUGGUGAAAAGGUUGAUUCAGGACUGGCAUGUAAAAACGUGGAACUACCUCCUUCCUUGAUGACGGAGCAAGUUAAAGCUGAUGUAUCAAAUCCAUUGGAAACUGAGGGUCCCUCUGCAAAUCCAGUACUGCUGCAGGAAUCAGUUGAUUCUGAAGCUGAAAUGAGUGAUCACAAAAAGGUGGAUAACUUGUCUAAUAUUGAUGGUCCACAAAGAAUCUCUAAAGCACAGGAUGAAUCUAGAGACAUUGAGGAUCAUCUGAGAAAGAGUCGGGUGAGGGUUCAGUGGUAGGAGAAGCCCAGGAGUCUGAAACUAAGUAAUGAAAUAUAUAUAUCCCUGUAUAUAAUUAUAUACGUUAUAUAUUACACGUGUUAAAGGAAAGGUUUUUGUACAUGUAUGUCAUUACCAGAUGUUGUUGGGAUGUGAUUAUAAUUUAUAUGGUCUUACGACCUGCAUGUCUAGUUCUCAGUUAUUUUGCUAUCAGCUUAUUUGUUGAAAGUUGAAACAGUAUCCCAACACACUUAUAUCUGAAUAGGAUAUUUGAAGGUUCAUUUUUACAAAGAAAUUAUAUUGGCACA